Phytophthora sojae is the source of this 1499-nucleotide messenger RNA. RefSeq lists its product as hypothetical. The record is from RefSeq and is a predicted model, not a curated record. Gene Ontology annotation, biological process: proteolysis. The coding region runs from base 9 to 1499 and encodes 496 amino acids. Gene Ontology annotation, molecular function: serine-type carboxypeptidase activity. NCBI's taxonomy places the organism in Eukaryota, Oomycota, Peronosporomycetes, Peronosporales, Peronosporaceae. The transcript has a single exon.
GGAGGAAGAUGCGGCGCACGUCCGAGCUGACGCCGCUGGUGGCGGAGGGCGCGCGCGUUCCACGGCCGUCGGAGCCUGUGCAGCGCCCGCGCCGCCUCUCCACGCGCGCGUCGCUACUCGUGGCCGCCGGCGUGGCGCUGCUGCUCACGUUCGCGUUCGUGAUGCGCCAAGACGCGACGCUAUCAAGUGUGAAGAGCCUCAAGGGCGUCGUCACUAACAAGUCUGAGAGACCCGAACAAGAUUUCUUCUGCGGGAUUACGAAUCACGAGACGGGCUACAUUAAAUUACCCAACAAGGACGACGACCACUACUUCUACUGGUUCGUCGAGUCGCGCAGCAGUCCGCAGAAGGACCCUUUGGUGCUCUGGCUCACGGGCGGCCCCGGCUGCUCCAGCAUGAUGGCGCUACUGGCCGAGAAUGGUCCUUGCCACGUGCAGCCGGACCUGUCCACCAAGACCAACCCGUACUCGUGGAACGGACAGGCCAAUGUUAUUUGGCUGGACCAACCCACAGGCGUGGGCUACUCGUACGGCCCCAAGGUGGACUACGACUCUGGGGAGCUCAAUGUGGCGGAGAACAUCUUCUGGUUCUUGCAGGAAUUCCUCAAGAAACACCCGGAUCUUGCCGACCGGGAGUUCUUCGUGACGGGGGAGAGCUACGGUGGACACUAUGUCCCCGCCACCGCCAGCCACAUACUGAAGGCCAACAUGCUCCGUCACUCGAGCUCCGAGACUUUCCAUAUCAAUUUGGCGGGGAUUGCAGUAGGCAACGGACUCACGGACCCGGCGGUGCAGUACCAGCACAGUGUCGACAUGGCCUUCAACUCAUACAACGUGUCGCUGCUGGACGAGCAGGGGAUCGAAGAAAUGCGCAAGGCGCAGCCAGUGUGCCAUGAGCUCAUUCUGAGGUGCCAGAAGGAGCGGUUGGCGUGCUUUGAUGCUAUGGAAUUUUGCUUCGGAGCGCUGGAAGGACCCUACUACCAGUCAGGACGCAACCCGUACGACAUCCGCGAGCCCUGUGCGGAGGAGAACGUGAUGAAGUGCUUCCACUUUGAGCACAUCGACGAGUACUUGAACUCGCCGGCGGUUUUGGACAAGCUCGGUGUGGAUGUAGACAAGUCGAAGCCUUGGCGUGAGUGCGAUGCCACGGUGGGCGCUGGGUUCGUGUUCGACGAAAUGGUGUCCUCGGCCAACGACGUGAAGCUGCUUCUGGAUUCAGGCGUGCGUGUGUUGAUCUACGCUGGUGAUGCCGAUCUCAUGUGCAACUGGGUGGGGAACCAGGCGUGGGUGAUGGAGCUGGACUGGAGUGGCAAGACGGAGUUCAACAACGCGCCGAACCGCCCCUUCAUUACUUCUGAAAGCGUGGACGCAGGGCGUGUUCGCGCGUUCGAGAACUUGGCUUUCAUCCGCGUGUUCAAUUCCGGCCACAUGGUGCCGAUGGAUCAGCCUGCAGUCUCGUUUGAGAUGAUCGACAAGUUCUUUCAAAACGAGGAGUUCUGA